AUGGGUGAUCGUGCUCGAUCGCUCAUAGCGCGACAAUGGCGACCCCAAUGGAUCUGCCACAGCUGCCAGCAGCGUCAACCUCAAUACCGACCGCUGGCAACGUCAAGCUUGACACCGGCUGAACAGAACAAGCCAUACUAUGUCACCACGCCCAUCUUUUACGUCAAUGCGGCGCCUCAUGUCGGCCACAUGUAUACCAUGAUCCUCACGGAUGUCCUCAAGCGAUGGCAGCAAAUGAAGAACCGCAAAGCCAUCCUCCUCACCGGCACAGACGAGCACGGGAUGAAAGUCCAACGGGCAGCCGCGAAAGCGGGCGUGGAGCCGCAAGAGUUCUGCGACAAAGGCGCGGAAGUGUUCAAGGAGCUAGCAGGGAGCAUUGAUAUCAGCAAUGACAUCUUCAUGCGGACUUCGGACAAGAAGCACAAGGAGGCUGUUGAAUAUGCGUGGCAGAUGCUGGAGCAGAGGGGAUACAUCUACGAGAGCAAGCAUGAGGGGUGGUAUAGCGUGUCGGAUGAAACAUUCUACCCGCAAGGCCAGGUGCAGCUGAUUGUUGACCCGCCUACGGGGAGGAAGAUUAUGGCAAGCAUCGAGACAGGCAAGGAGGUGGAGUGGACGAGCGAGAGGAAUUAUCACUUCCGGCUGAGCGCAUUUCGAGAAGACCUACUGGAGUUCUACAAGCAGAAUCCAAAGUUCAUCGUACCACAGACGAGGAUGAAUGAGAUCGUGCGGCAGGUCAGCGACGGGCUUGAGGAUCUGUCGAUUUCACGGCCCGUUGAGCGUCUUACCUGGGGCGUGCGAGUGCCUACGGACCCAUCUCAGACGAUGUACGUGUGGUUGGAUGCGUUAUUGAACUACGCCACGGGCGUCGGCUACCCAUUCACACCAGGAUCAGAGGCGGCCAGCGGUUGGCCCGCCGAUGUACACGUUGUCGGCAAGGACAUCAUUCGCUUCCACUGCAUCUACUGGCCGGCCUUCCUCAUGGCGCUCGACCUGCCUUUGCCCAAGCAGGUCCUCACCACCGCGCAUUGGACGCUAGGUAAGCAGAAGAUGUCCAAGAGCGUCGGCAAUGUCGUCAACCCAAUCUUCGCCCUCGAGCGCUUUGGAACCGACGUCAUGCGAUGGUACCUUGUCCACGACGGCGGCAUAACCGACGACGCUGACUACGACAAUAUCCACAUUGUCGAGAAAUAUAAGAAAGGCUUGCAGGGCGGUAUUGGCAACCUCACCAGCCGAGUCCUAAAAGGCAGGGGCUGGAACCUCCGUCGCGCAGUGGAGUCUUUCGCGCGGCCACACCUGGAUCCGGCCCAUUUCCUCAAUGAGACUGAUACACUCGGCCGCGACACCUACAAUCAUCUCCAAGUUCUUCCCACUGAAGCCAACAACCUCAUGGACGACCUUCUACCGAAUAAAGCCCUCCAGCGCAUCAUGGACUCCAUCUACACCGCAAACGCCUACGUCCAGCAUGCCGCGCCUUGGUCGUUGGUCAAGAUGCGGCAAGCCGAGGAGCAGAGUCUCUCUGCGAACAAGAAGAGGAUCGAACAGCUGGACCGAGAUGCCCACCGUAUCGUCUUCGUGACUGGAGAAACGCUGAGGAUGGUAGGCAUCAUGCUGCAGCCGUUCAUGCCGGUCAAGGCGAAGGAGUUGCUAGAUAUGCUUGGGGUGGUGGAGGAGAGGAGGAAUUGGGAGUGGUGUGCUGUCGGGAAGGAUGAUGGGUAUGGGGUCUCGAUGAAGGAUCUGGGGAAGAGGGGAGAUGGGCAGCUGUUUCCGAUGUUGAUUAAUCAGUGGUGA
This is a messenger RNA of Saxophila tyrrhenica, 1788 nucleotides long. RefSeq names its product methionyl-tRNA synthetase (gene MSM1). The record is from RefSeq and is a predicted model, not a curated record. Gene Ontology annotation, molecular function: methionine-tRNA ligase activity; ATP binding. Bases 1 to 1788 code for a protein of 595 amino acids. Gene Ontology annotation, biological process: methionyl-tRNA aminoacylation. Lineage: Eukaryota; Fungi; Ascomycota; Dothideomycetes; Mycosphaerellales; Extremaceae. The transcript is spliced from 2 exons.